This is a messenger RNA of Miscanthus lutarioriparius, 1017 nucleotides long. The record is from the annotation of a GenBank genome assembly. Lineage: Eukaryota; Viridiplantae; Streptophyta; Magnoliopsida; Poales; Poaceae.
AUGGGAAGCGGAGACGGCACCGGUGACAGCACGGAAGGCCAGGGCUAUGCUGCCGACAUUGAUUCCAUCAGGGAGGCGCAGGCACGCAUUGCGCCGUACAUCCACAGGACGCCCGUUCUGUCGUCGACGUCCAUCGAUGCCAUGGUGGGGAAGCAGCUCUUCUUCAAGUGCGAGUGCUUCCAGAAAGCGGGCGCAUUCAAGAUCCGAGGUGCUUCGAAUUCGAUAUUCGCACUUGACGAUGAGCAGGCAUCAAAGGGCGUUGUGACACAUAGCAGUGGGAACCAUGCCGCCGCCGUGGCUUUGGCUGCAAAGCUGCGUGGCAUACCUGCACACAUUGUCAUACCAAGAAAUGCACCAGCGUGUAAGGUUGAAAAUGUUAAGCGGUAUGGUGGUCAUAUUAUCUGGAGCGAUGCCAGCAUUGAAUCGAGAGAAUCUGUUUGUAAAAGAGUCCAGGAGGAGACUGGUGCUGUUCUUAUUCAUCCCUUCAAUGAUAAAUACACUAUCAGUGGUCAGGGUACAGUAUCUCUUGAACUUUUGGAGCAAGUCCCUGAAAUUGACACAAUUAUUGUUCCCAUUAGUGGCGGUGGUUUAAUUUCUGGUGUGACUCUUGCUGCAAAGGCCAUAAACCCUUCGAUACGCAUUCUGGCAGCAGAACCAAAAGGUGCUGAUGAUUCUGCGCAGUCUAAGGCUGCUGGAAAGAUCAUCACAUUGGCUUCCACAAACACCAUUGCUGAUGGACUACGAGCUUUUCUUGGUGACUUAACAUGGCCUGUGGUGCGUGACUUGGUGAACGAUGUUAUCGUUGUGGAUGACACUGCGAUUGUGGACGCCAUGAAAAUGUGCUAUGAGAUCCUGAAGGUGGCUGUUGAGCCUAGUGGCGCAAUUGGCCUGGCCGCAGCACUGUCCGACGAGUUUAAGCAAAGCUCUGCUUGGCAUGAGAGCAGCAAGAUAGGGAUAAUUGUUUCCGGAGGCAAUGUUGACCUCGGCGCUCUUUGGGAGUCUCUGUACAAACAAUGA